Molecule: messenger RNA, 1040 nt
Organism: Dendrobium catenatum
Lineage: Eukaryota; Viridiplantae; Streptophyta; Magnoliopsida; Asparagales; Orchidaceae
Product: glycine-rich protein 2-like
Exons: 1
Coding region: 117-785 (222 amino acids)
Molecular function (GO): zinc ion binding; nucleic acid binding
Source: RefSeq, a predicted model, not a curated record
AUAAAAAAACCUCUAUGCGGAAAUAACGAGGGUCACCUCUGAUCUUAGAGAGUUUUCAUUAGGGUUUCGUCUGAUUUUCUUCCUUUUCUUGAGGGAUCUGAGCUGGGAGAUCGAAGAUGGCGCAAGAAGGUGUUCGAUUAAAGGGAGUAGUAAAGUGGUUUAACGGAAGCAAGGGAUUCGGAUUCAUCACGCCGGAUGAUGGAGGGGAAGAUCUGUUCGUGCAUCAGUCCUCCAUUAAGGCGGAUGGCUUCCGAACGCUGGCCGAUGGAGAGCCGGUCGAAUUCGUAAUCGCUGAGUCCGAGGACGGACGGACUAAGGCUGUUGACGUCACUGGACCCGACGGUGAGUUUGUUCAAGGCGGCAACGCUUCCGGCGGAGGCGGUGGAGGUGGAGGUGGUGGUGGAGGUGGCCGGAGGGAUGGAUACGGUGGUGGAGGUGGACGAGGUGGUGGAAGAUUUGGAGGUAGUGGAUACGGGUUCAACGGAGGCAGCGGCGGAGGAGGCAGGGGAGGAGGAUGGAGGGGCGGCGAAGGGGGUGGAUAUGGUGGUGGUGGAUAUGGUGGCGGAGGUGGCGGUGGAGGUGGAUCGUGCUAUAACUGUGGUGAGCCAGGGCAUCUUGCGCGGGAUUGUUACAAGGGCAGCGGUGGCGGCGGCGGCGGGAGAUUUGGCGGCGGCGGCGGCGGUGGACGGUAUGGUGGAGGCGGCGGUGGCGGCGGUGGUGGCGGUUGUUACAACUGUGGAGAAUCCGGGCAUUUCGCGAGAGAGUGCCCUGCUGGACCGAAGUGAGAGUUUUAUCCAUAUCCAUUUACCCUUUUUCCUUUGCUUUGUUAGGUUGGUCUUGUAGUUUGAUGAUAUGCGAUGUUGUACCUCGUGUUUUACUUGUAUUUUUUGUGCUGUUCGCUCUUCAAGGGCAUUGAAAUUGUCUUUUUUUUGGCUUGGACUUAUCAUGUGAUUUGGUUUUGCUUAGUUUCUGUUCAUUUUUGGUGAUGGUUGAAUUUAUUUUUGACAAUGGAAUGUGUAUAAUAUAAGUUCUUUCAAUGA